AUGUGCAUGUUGAAGACGCUCAUGAAGUUCCUCUCGAGAAGUGGUGGAGAGAAAGAAUUCGGACGGCGAGGUGCAAAAGGCUAUGGUAGUUACACGCCGCACUGCGGCACCGGCUUCGAUGAGUUAUCAUUCAUAUGGAAGAACUUGACUGAACCCGCGGGCAGGAGAGGCCUGAGGGUCAGGAGGCGAGGUGGCACUACAAGCGGUGUCAAGGGGAAGGGUAUUUGCUUUUAUCCAAGUUCGAUAUGCUUUCACCUAGGUUAUAGUGAACCGGAGCUAUGGAUUAACGCCCAUUUCCUUGGCCGUGAGCGCCCAAACGCUGAGCGCUGA
This is a messenger RNA of Coprinopsis cinerea okayama7#130, 330 nucleotides long. RefSeq lists its product as hypothetical. The transcript has 4 exons. Bases 1 to 330 code for a protein of 109 amino acids. The record is from RefSeq and is a predicted model, not a curated record. NCBI's taxonomy places the organism in Eukaryota, Fungi, Basidiomycota, Agaricomycetes, Agaricales, Psathyrellaceae.